This is a messenger RNA of Hyphopichia burtonii NRRL Y-1933, 1854 nucleotides long. RefSeq names its product S8 family peptidase. Gene Ontology annotation, biological process: proteolysis. Lineage: Eukaryota; Fungi; Ascomycota; Pichiomycetes; Serinales; Debaryomycetaceae. Bases 1 to 1773 code for a protein of 590 amino acids. The transcript is spliced from 5 exons. Gene Ontology annotation, molecular function: serine-type endopeptidase activity. The record is from RefSeq and is a predicted model, not a curated record.
AUGAAUUGCAUGUUUACUUAUUACAAUUGUAUUUGCAAUCGUAUUUAUUUUAAUACUGCUAUUAUUCAUGUUAGCAAUGUUCUCAUAUCAAAUAAUGUUUCAACUCCUCAACAUUUCAAGAACCACAAUCAUCAAAGCAACAAUAGAGAGUUCUUGCGAUGGAGGUUUUUUGGAGGUUUUUUUGAAGAACACCAGCAAUGGAUUGAUGGUAAUGGCCAUGGUACCCAUUGUGCUGGCAUUAUUGGAUCCAAAACUUAUGGUGUUGCUAAAAAAGUGGAAUUAGUUGCUGUUGCAGUGAUGUAUGCUUUGGGUUCUGGUUUAACCUCAGAUAUUAUCAAGGGUAUUGAAUUUGUAGUUAAUAAAGAUAAAGAGAAAGUUAAAACUAAAAGAAAGGAAGGUUCUACCGUAAAUUUGUCUAUGCGUGGUGGUGCCACUGAUGCUUUGGAUCUGGCUACUAACGCUAGUUCUGACGCUGGGUUACAUAUCGCUGUUGCUGCUGGUAAUGAUGAUUUCAGCUAUGGUCCAAUCACUAUUGGUGCUUCUAAUAAUGCCGAUAACAGGGCUUAUUUCUCUAACUGGGGCCGUUGUAUCGAUAUCUUUGCUCCUGGUGUUGAUACUUAUCUACUUAUUACCUCGAUGGCUUCUCCUUAUGUUGCCGGCUUAUUAUCUUACUAUUUAUCUUUGUACCCAGAUAUCAAUUCAAAAUACGCUACCGGCGAAAAUGAUAUCAAAUAUGCUACUGAAGGUGUUAUUCAAGGUAUCACUGAUGGUGAUUCUCCCAACCUUCUUGCCUUUAAAGGUGCUCGUGGUAACUUGACUGAUUUUCGCUUAUUAUAUUUACGUUAUAAUACUAGAUUAUUAAUCAAUUAUUCAAACAAGAAGCGACCUAGUACUCUUAGUGAAAUGUUUAAUAUUAUUUUAAUAACUUUGUUAAUAUUAAAAGGGGUGAUGGGUAGCUUCAAUUGGGUUUCAGAUUUUGAGUCGUUACAAGAAGACAUAGGGAAUAAUUUCACUGACUUGAUUAACGGUGAUGUUAUCACUGUAGGAAGACAGCUCCUUAAUAAUGAGCUGAUUUAUUUUCAAGUAGCAGUGGAUGGGACUAGUCAACUAGAUAAUUAUUUAGCUAUAAAGGCCGCUCAUAGUGCAACCAUUAAACAUUUACAUGGUGUUGGUUAUGUUGAUAGUUUAUUCUUUAAAGGUAACGGUCAAUAUGUAGGAGACAACGCAACUAGAAGUAAAGCUAAACGAGAGGAUACACCCGACCCUGAAAGUUUCACUAAGAAAUCUUUACAUGUCGUAGUGAAAUAUGGACAGCAUCAGGUAGGAUCUGCUAUCACGCAAUUUAUUUCUGAUUUGGUGUCUACUCCUAUCGAAAAAUGGAUUGGAGAGCUUGUGCUGGGGGUUGGUGCAAAUUCUGAAUGUGGUUCUGCUGGUAUGUUAAUACCAAUGGGUAAAUCAUGGCAAAAUGCCAAAGCAUACGUUGCAAUAGAAACAUGCAGAACAGGUGGUAAAUCUUGUAAAACAACUGCACUGGAAGACUUAAUAAGAGCUGGUGCUUAUUGGGCUAAUAACGCAAUAGAUUCUCAUCCAAAAAGAGAUACAUAUAAAGUUGGAUUCAGUCAUAGUGGCUAUUGGCAUAUGUGCAUUCGAUAUGCAGUUAAAGACUACUAUAAAGAUUAUGAAUCGUGCAAAUCGGCAGCAAAAGAAAUGGGUUGUCCUAAAGGAUACUGUGAUAAUGGCCAGUUCGACAAAUUUGAUCAUGAUGAAUUGUAAUAACUUAGAGUAACAAUUAAUCUAAAUACUAGAUGUACGGAGGUUUUUGCCCUAACUAAAUACUAGAUGUACGGAGGUUUU